CAGCCAGAGCGAGAAAAAAAAAAAAAAAAAAAAAAGAGAAUCAAGGAAAUUUUUUCUUUUUUUCUUGGAAAGCCUGAGUUUUGGGGACUUCAGCUGGGCGCUAAUGGACUUUGGGCGCACUUGGAAUUUAUAGGUGGAUUCAAAAUAAUUAGAGCGCAUGGUGAGUUGACUUCACUGAUGCAUGACGGGGUUGUAUCUUCAUCUUUCUUCUCUUCUCUUCUCUUCUCUUUCCUGACCUUGGAACCGUUGAUGGACCUCGAGGUCGAUUGGUUUUGCCUGUCCUUCGUGUACUUGGUUUAUUCUCUUCUCUUCUCUUCUUUUCACAUACUUCUUUCUCCCUUCUCUUCUCUGCUUUGUUCACCUUGUCUUCUGCUUCCUUAUUUCGAUGUAAUAUGCUUGGCUAUCCCUGUCUGCUUCUGUCAUUUCUGUGCUGGCCACAUGUAUAAUUUAGCUUAUUCCCCCAUCGCUGCCUCAUACCCUCUGUGCAUCGUGUCUUCUCUCUCUCUAUAUUUGUCCCCUGUGCAUAAUACUGCGUUUUUGCUGUUGCGUUGAGCACGUACGGUCGUCCUACAGCAUAGCUAGUGAUAAUCUGAUUAGUGAAGAAUUGUCU
Molecule: messenger RNA, 610 nt
Organism: Aspergillus ochraceoroseus IBT 24754
Lineage: Eukaryota; Fungi; Ascomycota; Eurotiomycetes; Eurotiales; Aspergillaceae
Exons: 1
Coding region: 178-552 (124 amino acids)
Source: RefSeq, a predicted model, not a curated record